This is a messenger RNA of Hermetia illucens (black soldier fly), 833 nucleotides long. RefSeq lists its product as uncharacterized. The record is from RefSeq and is a predicted model, not a curated record. Bases 3 to 833 code for a protein of 276 amino acids. Gene Ontology annotation, biological process: cell-matrix adhesion. Gene Ontology annotation, cellular component: cell surface. The transcript has 5 exons. NCBI's taxonomy places the organism in Eukaryota, Metazoa, Arthropoda, Insecta, Diptera, Stratiomyidae.
CGAUGAAUACUUCAAUACUGCUUAUUAUUAUCUUAUAUUUCUCUGGUGCAUUUGCUAGAGAUUGCGGAAGAUUAGGUACCAAUAAAGAUUACUCUUUUGUCCCUAAACGUGAGUUAGACGACUGUUUGGCAGUAGUUGGACAGAAUCCUAUUGACAAAAGUAUUGCAGAAAAUAUCUGGAGAGCCAUAAAAAAUGCAUACGGUGAAGUAGAAGACAUCCCUCUGUAUGUGUACAAAAAUAUGGGUUGGAUUUUAAGUGGUAUAUCAUUGGACGAUCUACGCAAUAUGACCAUUGAUCAAGGGGAAUUGAUUGGAAUAUUCGGUUCGGCUGAAUCUUUAAACGAUGAUCAGAUGGACGUCAUUGCCCAGAAAGUAAAGUCAGAUUGGGCUGGCAAAACUCCAGAUAAAUAUUCCGAAUACGAUUUGGAAAUACUUGGGAAAAUACUUUGCUAUUUCAAUCAAUCUGAAAUACUUCAAAUUCAUCCGGAUGCAUACAGGUCUAAAGCAGAAAUCAUUGGGAAAUUGAACAGUUGCCCUCAUGAAAUCAUUGAAUCUUUUGCAAAACUCGCUGUGCAAACCAAUGCAUUCGGCCCACCAUCAACUUGGAGUAAAUUGGAUAUAAGUGAGAUUGGUGUCGUCAUCGCUGGUCUAUCGGAGAAAGAAUAUAACUCAAUCAAGCUAGAAAAUUUGACACAAAACAAAAGACUUUAUAACCAAGUAAUCAACAGCAGAUACCCAGAUGCAAACUCAACGAAACCAAUUCAAUAUUCGCGAGUAAAUACCACUAAAAGCGCAGUAAGUUCAAGUUAUUUAAAGCGAAAGGAAGCGGUAUAA